GUGGGCUCGCGACCUUCACUACCAUCACGAGGGGUGUAUAUAAGCUCAGAUUCUCCUUGCAGUAUGUGCAGAGAUUGUCCUUGCCUUGGCUCGGUGCUGAGUCUCUCUCACGUGCAAAACUCUGAACAUGAAGCUGUUGUCGACGGUUCUGGCCCUGUUUGUGGCCCUGGCAAGCUUGGUGACCCUGAGCAGUGCCAUGCCUGAGCCUGAGGCUUUGGCUAACCCUAACCCCGUGGCUGACCCUGAUCCCUUCAAAUUCAAAGGCGGCGGUGGAUUCCGCAGAGGGGGAUAUGGAGGUUUCAGGCGGGGCCACGGAGGCUACGGAGGUUUCAGUAGGGGCUACGGAGGUUUCAGUAGGGGCUACGGAGGUUUCGGAGGUUUCGGCAAGAAGAAGUUCGG
Penaeus monodon (black tiger shrimp) is the source of this 399-nucleotide messenger RNA. Its product is annotated as H/ACA ribonucleoprotein complex subunit GAR1-like. The record is from RefSeq and is a predicted model, not a curated record. NCBI's taxonomy places the organism in Eukaryota, Metazoa, Arthropoda, Malacostraca, Decapoda, Penaeidae.